Molecule: messenger RNA, 1380 nt
Organism: Bubalus bubalis (water buffalo)
Lineage: Eukaryota; Metazoa; Chordata; Mammalia; Artiodactyla; Bovidae
Gene: NT5C3B
Product: 5'-nucleotidase, cytosolic IIIB
Exons: 9
Coding region: 94-996 (300 amino acids)
Cellular component (GO): cytoplasm
Molecular function (GO): magnesium ion binding; 5'-nucleotidase activity
Source: RefSeq, a predicted model, not a curated record
CCCCCGGAUCCGCCCCGGUCGGAAGCGGCGCCUGCGCAGUGCAGGCGCGGGGGCGGUCGUUGUGUCCACGCCGCCAACCGGCCCGCGAGCGCAAUGGCGGAGGAGGUGAGCACCCUGAUGAAGGCCACGGUCCUGAUGCGGCAGCCCGGACGGGUGCAGGAGAUCGUGGGCGCCCUCCGCAAGGGCGGGGGAGACCGCUUACAGGUCAUUUCUGAUUUUGACAUGACCUUGAGCAGGUUUGCAUAUAAUGGAAAACGAUGCCCUUCUUCUUACAACAUUCUGGAUAACAGCAAGAUCAUCAGUGAGGAGUGCCGGAAAGAGCUCAAAGUGCUUUUUCACCAUUAUUACCCAAUCGAGAUUGACCCACACCGGACCAUCAAAGAGAAGUUACCUCACAUGGUAGAAUGGUGGACCAAAGCGCAUGACCUCCUGUGUCAACAGAAGAUUCAGAAGUUUCAGAUAGCCCAGGUGGUAAGAGAGUCCAACGCAAUGCUCAGGGAUGGAUACAAGACAUUCUUCAACACCCUCUCGCAGAACAACAUUCCCCUUUUCAUCUUUUCUGCGGGCAUUGGGGAUGUCCUGGAAGAAAUGAUCCGGCAGAGGAAAGUGUUCCACCCCAACAUCCACAUCAUGUCUAACUACAUGGAGUUUGAUGAAGAUGGCUUCCUAAAGGGAUUCAAGGGCCAGCUCAUCCACACCUACAACAAGAACAGCUCUGUGUUCGAGAACUCCGAUUACUUCCAGCAGCUUCAGGGCAAAACAAACAUCCUCCUGCUGGGAGACUCCAUGGGGGACCUUACAAUGGCUGAUGGGGUUCCUGGCGUGGAGAACAUUCUCAAGAUUGGCUUCCUAAAUGACAAGGUGGAGGAGCGGCGGGAGCGCUACAUGGACUCAUAUGACAUCGUGCUGGAGAGGGACGAGACGCUGGACGUGGUCAAUGGGCUGCUGCAGCACAUCCUGCAGCAGGGUGACUGGACAGAGAUGCAGGGCUCCUGAACGCAGGCGGGGCCUGCCAGCUGCAGUGAGGAGGGGCCUUCCCGGAAGGCCGCUCUGCUCUGAGCUCUGCUCCUGUGCGUGCAGAGUCCUCCAGAGAACAUUCCGGGCUGCCAGUGGCCGGGAGCCGCUGGCUCACACCCCUCCCUCCUCCUCUCCCCGGCUCCAUGGUUUUGUGUUCUCCAGUGUCUCAAGGGAGCCCUGCCAGAAGGGAGGACAGUGAAAGCUAUUCCAGGUGAACUGCGGACCUACGCGGUGUUAGCAGUUUAGGAAUCAGCUGGUCCAGGGAAUCUUUUUUUCCAGAAUUUUUUAACAUGGGAAGCUGUUCUUAAACAAGUCAAAGUCUAAUAUGUGAAACAGAUCAAAAAUAAAAAAAAAGGAAAAACA